CCAUUCAACUGCAGUCCGGGAUGAACAGCGGAGCUAUAUGUGAGAUGAAGACAGCCAUCUACCUCCUGGUGUUGGGCGUACUCGGCCUUGCCACCUGCUCGUCACAAUUUUUGGUCGGCCUUGAAGACGAAUGGUCCAAGUACAAAGUCAGCUACGAGAGGAGCUAUGAAUCGACGGAAGAAGGCCUGCGGAAGAUCAUCUUCAUGAACAACUUGAAGACAAUCAUGCGGCACAACAUCGAGGCAGACAUGGGUCGGCACACCUACUGGAUGGGCGUCAACCAAUUCACUGAUAUGAGCAAUGAGGAAUUAAAGAAGCUGAUGUCUGGAUUUGUCCUGAAGCCGGACAACAUGACCGGUGGCUCUACCUACUUGCCCCCUGCCAAUCUGGAUGCACCCUCUGCAGUUGACUGGAGGACAAAGGGAUACGUUACCGCAGUCAAGGAUCAGGGCAAAUGCGGCUCCUGUUGGUCCUUUUCCGCUACAGGGUCAUUGGAGGGACAACACAAGAGGAAGACAGGAAAGCUGGUUAACCUCUCUGAACAGCAACUGAUAGACUGCUCAACACUUUGGGGUAACAAUGGAUGUCAAGGUGGAUCACAAUGCUCGACCUUUAAGUACGUGAAGGAGGCCGGAGGUCUCGAUACGGAAAAGUGCUACCCUUAUACGGCAAAGGACGGUAACUGUCAUACAAAGGAAUCAUGUAUUGGAGCAAAGAGUACGGGCGUCAUAUACCUUCCCCGGGCUGAUGAAGAUGCUCUCAAGGCCGCCGUAGCCAGCGUUGGUCCUGUCUCUGUCGCAAUAACCGUCACUUCAAACUUUCAUUACUACAGUCACGGAGUGUACAACGAGCCCGACUGCAGUCCCUACAAAUUAAAUCACGCUGUCCUAGUCGUCGGGUAUGGAUCAGAAAGAGGCAUCGAUUACUGGAUCGUCAAAAACAGCUGGGGACCCCAGUGGGGCUUAAGCGGCUUCAUCAAGAUGUCAAGAAACAAGGGCAACCAGUGUGGUAUCGCGAGUGAAGCUUGCUAUCCCUUAGUUUAACUGAAAUGAGGACCAUAUACGCUUGAAUUUACCAUCCUGAGAAAAUCAGUGGUUAAUGUUCGCUUCUCCGGCCAGCAGAAAAGCGAACAUUUACCCCUGAUAUCUUCAUGAUGGAAUUUACAGACAAGUUCCGCAACCUUUACCUAGAGCUACGAACGACGAAGUAUGUAAAUUGACUUUAUCGACGGCUUUUUGUAAGAAAAUGUCCCCAAUUUCUGCUAUUAAAAGCUCAUGUAUGCAGUGAUUUACGAGUGUGACGUGAUGAUACGACAGACCUUCGUCGUUCGUAUUUCGUCGUAGGGUUGAGAAACAUACAUUAUGCCAAAUCAGCUAUUAGAUCAGGGCAACGAAUGUUACAGAUUUGUUAUUCGUAGUGACUUAGUCCCUUUGCACAUUUGAACAGUUCGUUGGUGCAGAUAAAUGUUAUCGCGCUGCCUUUCUUUGCGAGACAAACUUCUCUCAUCAACUUCCCUCAUCAUUCAAUUAGAGUCCAAGGUAUCCUGAGAGAAUGAACAUCCUGUUGGGUUUGAGUCUGUGGUUGAUAGUCCGUAAAUCACAGUUGUGACAAUAGUUUGGGGUUGUAAAUAUAAGAACUGAGUUGUGUGAUGAUUAUGAUGACGUGACAACCGUUUGUAAAAUGUAAGUUUGAAGUACGAGUUUAUGAAUACAGACAGUGUU
Molecule: messenger RNA, 1721 nt
Organism: Lineus longissimus
Lineage: Eukaryota; Metazoa; Nemertea; Pilidiophora; Heteronemertea; Lineidae
Product: procathepsin L-like
Exons: 8
Coding region: 21-1043 (340 amino acids)
Biological process (GO): immune response; positive regulation of peptidase activity; positive regulation of apoptotic signaling pathway
Cellular component (GO): lysosome
Molecular function (GO): cysteine-type endopeptidase activity; cysteine-type endopeptidase activator activity involved in apoptotic process
Source: RefSeq, a predicted model, not a curated record